CCCGGGAUUUAUAAGGAUAAGAAACUAGUGAUUGACUUCUCAUCCAUAGACAAGUCGUGGACUAAUAAAAAUAAGCGCACUUUUGUUACCUAUGCCUGCGCUGAAGGCUCAAAGUCAUGGUACGACGAAAAUAGUGGCUAUACAUACUUUGGACGGACAUUAAGCCAUACAAUGGCACAGUUUGCGUGCUAUAAAAGUCUCAUUGAAUUACUACAAAAGACAAUGUACCGAAUGGAAGAGGAAAACAAAAGUGAGGGCAAGACUGAGGAGCACAACCCCGAGAUCAAGAUGUUUGCCUGUCAAAAGGAUUUUGACGGCUUCGGCAGCGCUGUGAUUGCCACCACUGCCAUCACCACCAGUAUUACCCGGAGCAUUGAUAUUCACAAAAUCGAAAUUCUGUAUCUGCUGUUUCCCACCCCCUCCAUGUCCUCCAUGUCCUCCACGGCCUCCAUGACCACCAUGACCUCCGUGUCCAUG
Molecule: messenger RNA, 477 nt
Organism: Oppiella nova
Lineage: Eukaryota; Metazoa; Arthropoda; Arachnida; Sarcoptiformes; Oppiidae
Source: the annotation of a GenBank genome assembly